Molecule: messenger RNA, 3430 nt
Organism: Paramecium sonneborni
Lineage: Eukaryota; Ciliophora; Oligohymenophorea; Peniculida; Parameciidae
Source: the annotation of a GenBank genome assembly
AUGCAGACAAGUGAACCAUUUGUGACUAAUUUUUAUAUCCAAAAAUAAAUAAAAAUAUUAAAACCUCAUCCUAUGGCUAUUAAAUUUGCUACCGACAUUUUAUAAAACUACUAUUAAUUAUAAGCAGUAAUAAUUUACAUUAUUAUAUUUAUAGAAAGAAUCCAUUAUACGUUUGCAAUCAUCACUACUUAAUAUUUAUUAGUUUUUUUAACUUGAUUAAUUUGAAGGAUCAUCUGACAUUUAUAACAAAAUAAAUAUUUUACUUGACGAAAUUUCAAAAAUUGAUGACAACACUAUCAAAAAAAUUAUAUUUCGACGUUCAGUCCCUAGAAAAUCAUUAGCAAAGUAAUUUAUUUUUAUUUUAAAACAUAAUAAGAUCUUUUAAAUUGUUAUCUUUAAAAUUAAGAAUAAGUUUUAAUGUUAUCAGUGAAAAUUGGAUCAAUAAAUAAAUCUAUCUGAACCAACUAAGAUGGUCUUGUUAAUGUAUUAAAAAUAUAUAAAAGUAUAUCUUCUUUUAAAAAAAGUUAAUUGAAUAAAGAUGUAGAUAGAGUAGCAAAAAACCAACUAAAAAUGUUUAUCUGUAGAAUUUGUGAAUAAUAAGUUUAGGCAAAGGAUAUGACUCAACAUUGUAUCUUAUGUGAAAAAAAAGCAUAAAGCAAAAAAAGAUUUAUUGAGUUGAAUUUAGAAUUAGCCAACUUAUGCGAAUAAGCAUAUUAAGAAAAACGAAAUGUUUAAGUUAAAUUAGCAAUAAAAAAGUAAGAAUUUUAAAUAAUAUUCAUAGAAUGAAAGAUAAAAAUAGAUAAAGGAUGUGUGGGAACACUUAAUAUAACUUUAGAAGAGUAUAAACCUUAGAUUAUUAAGAUGAAGAAGAUGAUGAAAAAGGUGAAUACCAAUAAGAAUAAAAUUACAUUGCAAAUAUAAUGACUUUAAUUAUUAAUUUUGCUGAAAAAACACUUCGCAAUGAAAUUGAGAUUGAAGAUAUGAAAUGUAACAAAUAAUAAUUCUUAAAUAUUUAGUGACUCUUAUUUUAAUGAAUGAUUUAGUAAGUUCUACUGAAUAUAUUGAAAAUUAAGAUGCAUUAAUCAUAAUUAAUUCAACUCAUAAAUGUUUAUUAGAAAGACUUGAAUAUCAUAAAAAGUAAGAAGGUUAUUAGAAUGUUAAAAUUUAAUAAUCAUAAGAUUAAUCCGAUGAUUGUAUCUAUAAAAUAAGGAGAGCCUUUACUAAAUCGAAUACCAUUUCUUUUAGAUUACCUAAAUUCUAAAGUAGCCUCUCUUCUCCUUCCUAAAGAAUAUCAACUGAUCCAAUUUAAGAAGAAGAUGAUUCACCAACUUAACCUUAGGUGAAAUCAUCAUAAAAAAUUAUAUCAUAAAGAAGAGGUUUUAGAAUGAAUUCUUCUAUCUUUAAAGUCAGUGAUGGAUCUGAAUCACCAAAAUCCUUAAAAAAUAUUUAAAUACAAUAAAAUUAAUAAAAAUAAAUAAGUUUUUAUAAUGGUGAUAUGAAUUAAUCAUUAAAUUCAACCAAUAUUGAUAAUAGGGUUGAUUAAAUUUAGAAAAAUUUUAAUGGUGAAUAUAGAAAUGAACGAGAAUAGUAAUCUCCUAUUUAAUAAAAACUAUCUUAAUUUAAAGCAAAUAUGGAACCAUUGAAUUUUCAAUAAAAAUAACCAUCAUUAGAAGAAAUUAGCCCUAAUUAGGAUAAUAUAAAUUCAUCAAUAAAAGAUGGAGAUAAUUCAUCAAAUGAAUCUGUAUAAAUAUCUAAUUAAGCAACUAAUAAUGACUCAAAUAUGUUAGGUUUGUAAAACAAAUAUUUUAAGAAAAGAUCAAAAAAAAAGUAAAACUUUCAUUCUUAAGAGAUUGAGAAAAUGUAAUAAAGUUAUAAAAUAUAACCCAGAAAAAGUAGAUUUUAUGAAAAUAAGAUAUGUAAAUCUCCAACAAUUUUACCUGAUUAUGGAUUAGAUGAAAUAUAAAUUGAUAAAGGUUAUCAUUCAGAUUCAAAUUUAAUUAAAACAGUAAUACCAUCUUAAAAUUAAAUAACAUAAGUUGGAAUUAAAGAUUUUGAAUUCAUAAAGCCAUUAGGAUAAGGUGCAUAUGGAUGGGUAUAUUUGGUUAAAAAAAAAGGAUCUGGAGAUUUAUAUGCAUUGAAAAUUAUUGAUUGUGCUUAAAGGGUAUUGAUUUUUAAUAUUUAGAACUUAGAGGCAUUUCUUGAAUAACUUAAGGCGGAAAGAAAUAUAUUUGAAAUUCUUAAUAGUAGUUUUGUAGUUAAAGCUUAUUUUUCAUUUGUUCAUGAACAAUAUUUAUGUUUUGUAUAAGAAUAUAUGAUGGGAGGAGAUCUUGCUAGUAUUCUUAAAACUUAUACAGUAAUUGUUAUAUAUUUAUAUUUUUAGGCUUUAGAUGAAUUUUAUGUUCGUCAUUAUAUGGCAGAAAUAAUUUUAGCAUUAGAUUAUUUAAGAUAAUAGAAUAUAGUUCAUAGAGAUUUAAAACCAGAGAAUAUUCUGUUAGAUAGUUAAGGUCAUGCUAAAUUAGCUGAUUUUGGUUUAUCUGAAUAAGGAGUUAAUAGUAGGUUAAAAUUAAAGGAUAGUCUAAAUUCAUUCAAUACUAUUGAAAUACCAUCAUGUGUAGAAUAAAUGAUUGAUAAAUAAGGUUAUUAAACAGUAUAUAAACAAUUAAAAAAAGUAGAAUCUAUUUUAGUAGAUAAACCAGGAAGCAGAACUAAAAAGUAAAUUAAUUUUUUUAGAAUUUAGAAUUGUUGGAACUCCUGAUUAUAUUGCACCAGAAAUAAUAUAAGGAACAUCUGCUAGUAAUUUCAGUUGUGAUUAUUGGAGCUUAGGAAUUAUUAUGUAUGAAUUAUUAUGCGGAAUUGCUCCAUUUAAUGAUGAUACAGUUGAAAAAAUAUUUGAUAACAUUCUUAAUAUGAAAAUUGAAUGGCCAUAAAUUGGUGAAGGAGAUGAUUGUAUUUCUUAAUAAGCUUAUGAUCUAAUGAUUAAAUUAUUAGAACCUAAUUUUUAUAAUCGAAUAGGACAUAAAUCUAUAGAAGAAAUUAAAAAUCAUCACUUUUUUAAAGGUAUUUAUUUAUUUAAUCUAAACGGUAUUUCUUGGAAUACAUUAUUAUGUAAGCCAGGAUUAAUUAUUCCAGAAUUAAAUUGUGAAUCUAAAGAUACAGAAAAUAUGCAUCAAUUUCUUAAAAAGUUAGAAAAAACAAAUAAAGAUAAUGAGAAUAAGAAAUUAACAUAAUAAUUAAAAGCAUAAUUAUAAAGCUUAGAAAGAAUUGAUCUUCUUAAAUAGAGAAGUAUUUAAGAAUCAGAAAAAUACUUGUAUUUCUAUGUUUAUUAAUUAGGUAACAAGUUAAUUAUGAACAAACGAAAUUAAUUAAAUAGAUUGAUUCCUUAACACAAUUUUAAGCUAAAAUAUACUAAACUUAUUCGAAGAUGUAGUGA